Lasiodiplodia theobromae is the source of this 1578-nucleotide messenger RNA. RefSeq names its product Cytochrome p450 protein. Bases 1 to 1578 code for a protein of 525 amino acids. The record is from RefSeq and is a predicted model, not a curated record. Gene Ontology annotation, molecular function: heme binding; iron ion binding; oxidoreductase activity, acting on paired donors, with incorporation or reduction of molecular oxygen. The transcript is spliced from 5 exons. NCBI's taxonomy places the organism in Eukaryota, Fungi, Ascomycota, Dothideomycetes, Botryosphaeriales, Botryosphaeriaceae.
AUGCUUGAGGUUGUACUUACAAGCGACAAGCCCCUGGGUGCGCCCACGAUUCUUGCUGCCGUCAUUAUAACCUUCACAUUCUUGUGGUACUGGGCCAGCGAUGAGAGACCCUACGCGGGUUUUCCUAUUGUCGGAAAAGAGAAAGGAGAGUGGAUAAACAAGAAAGCUAAAGAGCGCUUCCAGAUGCAUGCAACCCAAAUACUCAAGCAGGGUAUGAGUUUGCAUAAGGGCCCGUUUCAAGUCAUCGCAACUCAUGGUCCCACCAUCAUUCUUCCUCCAAGCAUGACAGAUGAGAUCCGCAACGACAGCCGCCUUGUCUUCAACGGCGCCUCCCGCAAGCUCUUCCUCGGCCAAUACCCCGGCCUGGAGCCCCUCAACUUCAAAGGCGUCCAAUCCGACAUUUUCACAGCCACCAUCCGCCAAAACAUCACCCAAACCCUCAACAGCCUCACCGACUCGCUCACGGCCGAAACAUCCUCCCUCCUCCGCACCAGUCUCCUGCCCCCCUCCCGCAUCACCAAAGAUGCCUGGACCCCGGUCCACUUCGCGCGCAUGGCGCCUACCAUCGCAGCCCGCCUCUCGGCGCCCGUCUUCCUCGGCGAGCCGCUCUGCCACGACGAAACCUGGCUCAACAUCUCCAUCACGUACACGGUCAACGUCAUCGCGGCCGUGCACCGCCUGCGCACGUGGCCGCCCUUCCUGCGCGCCCUGCUGCACCACUUCCUCCCCGAGUGCCGGGCGCUGCGGGCGCAGGUCGCCGAGGCGCGCCGCAUCAUCGAACCGCAGGUGGCGGCCCGGCGGCGCGCGAGAAGGGACGCGGCGGCCGCCGGGAAGGAGCCGCCCGCGGCCCGGGAUGCGCUGGCGUGGAUGGAGGCGCAGGGGGUGAAGCUGGCGAAAAAUGAGCGCGCCGUGGAUCCGGUCGAGGGCCAGCUGCUGUUGAGCUUUGUCGCGAUUCAUACGACGAGCUUGACGCUGCUGGCGGCGUUGUAUGACCUGGCGGAGCAUCCGGAGAUGGCGGAGAUGGUCAGAAAGGAGAUUGUGGAGGUGCUGAGGGAGGAGGGUGGCUGGAAGAAGACGAGCUUAUACAAGAUGAAGUUGUUGGACAGUUGCUUGAAGGAGUCUCAGAGGUUGCACACGCUCAACGCUGUUCUUAUGAAUCGCCAAGCUACAGAGGCCGUGAAACUCUCAGAUGGCACGAUUCUUCCCAAAGGCUGUAUUAUCGGCAUCCCUACCUACCAUAUGCGCGAUGACGAGAACUACGAGAAUCCGGAUAAAUUUGACGGCAGUCGUUUCUUGCGCAUGCGUCAGGAGCCAGGUAUGGAGACGCGCGGACAAUUUGUUACUACGUCUGCGGACCACAUCGGCUUCGGGCACGGGCAACGCGCCUGCCCCGGUCGUUUCUUUGCUAGCAAUGAGAUCAAGAUCGCGCUAGCCUACCUGCUCGUCAAUUACGAAUGGAAAUUUGAAGGGGGCAAGCCACCAGCUAGGAGUUUAAUGGACUCUGAAUACGUCGCAGAUCCGCAACAAAUGAUUUUGGUAAAGGCGAGGGAACCCGAGUUGGAUCUUUUCAAAUUGUAG